AUGGAUGCCCCCGAUAGUCCAUUUCCAGAUCUAGUAAACAAGCUUAAGUCUUGGAUCCGGCGGAGUGAGCCGGCUAAUGUGUCCAGGGACUUUUGGAUGCCCGAUCAGAGUUGUAGGGUAUGCUACGAAUGUGAUUCUCAGUUUACGCUUUUUAACCGAAGGCAUCAUUGUCGUCAUUGUGGCAGGGUUUUCUGUGCUAAGUGUACAUCGAACUGGAUUCCUGCAUCGUCAUCGUGUAGUAGUAGUACCGAAUUAAGGACUCCUCGGGAAGAGUGGGAAAAGAUCAGAGUUUGUAACUAUUGUUUCAAGCAAUGGAAGCAAGGUUUAACUGCUUCUGCUUUUGUUGUUCAUGAUGGUGGGGUUCAGGGCACCAGUCUGGAUCAUCUCAGUAUUUCACCGUCCACCACCAGUUUUAUUAGCAGCAAGUCUAGCGGGACUGUUAACAGUAGUAGCAUCACGAUUGCAUCAAUGCCACAAUCUGAUGGGGUUAGCCCUCAUCAGUCGUCUGCAGUGUUGGAGACAGCCGCCUUAGAACGGCAAACUGUUGCAGAAUCAAGAAUGUGCAAGGAUUUUGGUGUUGAAGCGGCUCAAAGUGAUCAUCAGCCUCCCAUAUCAUUUGGAUAUAGUAUGAACAGGAAUAGUGAUGAUGAUGACGAAUUUGGAGUUUAUCGAUUGGAGUCCAAAACGGUGCAUUUCCCAAAUGUUAAUGGCUAUUAUGGGCAUAUGCAGUUUGAUGAAAUUACUAAAGAUUAUAGUUCUCGUAAAGUUCACCCUGAUGCUGCAGCUGUUGACUCAAAGAGCAUCAGUAGCUCGCCGCUGAACAGUAGUUUGGACUCCAGUUGCCUAGUUCCUGAAGAAGCCCAUCAUAAUGAACAAAAAGGUGGGCAAGAUAUUAGUGACGAAUGUGAACCAUCUUCAUCUUUAAUUCCAGAAGAAGAUGUAGCCGCUGAACCUGUAGACUUUGAGAACAAUGGAGUUCUGUGGCUUCCACCUGAACCAGAAGAUGAAGAAGAUGAACGGGAAGCACUUCUGUUUGAUGAUGAUGACGAAGGGGAUGCUGCCGGAGAGUGGGGCCAACUGCGUUCUUCUAGUAGUUUUGGAAGUGGAGAGUUCCGAAGUAGAGAAAAGUCAAACGAGGAACACAAGCGGGCGGUGAAGAAUGUGGUUGACGGACAUUUCAGGGCUUUGGUUGCUCAGCUUUUGCAGGUUGAGAAUCUCUAUUCUGGGGAGGAAGAUGACAAAGAAGGUUGGUUAGAGAUAAUUACAUCUCUUUCUUGGGAAGCUGCAACAUUAUUGAAGCCUGAUAUGAGUAAAGGCGGGGGAAUGGAUCCUGGAGGAUAUGUAAAAGUAAAAUGUAUAGCUUCUGGCCGGCGUAGCGACAGUAUGGUGGUCAAAGGAGUUGUUUGUAAGAAAAAUGUUGCCCAUCGAAGGAUGACUUCGAAGAUAGAGAAACCCCGUAUACUGAUUCUUGGAGGUGCUCUUGAAUACCAGAGGGUUUCUAACCUGCUGUCAAGUUUUGAUACUCUGCUGCAGCAGGAGAUGGAUCAUCUGAAGAUGGCUGUGGCAAGAAUAGAUUCUCACAAUCCUGAUGUUCUUCUGGUGGAGAAAUCGGUUUCUCGGUACGCUCAAGAGUAUCUUCUGGCCAAGGACAUCUCCCUUGUUCUAAAUAUUAAAAGGCCACUUUUAGAGCGCAUAGCUCGCUGCACAGGAGGUCAGAUCGUUCCUUCUAUUGAUAGUCUUUCAUCGCCGAAGUUGGGAUAUUGUGACUUGUUUCAUGUUGAGAGGUUUCUUGAAGAGCAUGGCUCAGCUGGUCAGGGUGGGAAGAAGCAGGUCAAAACAUUAAUGUAUUUUGAAGGAUGUCCAAAGCCAUUAGGUUGCACUAUUUUACUUAAAGGUGCCAGCGAGGAUGAACUAAAGAAAGUGAAGCAUGUUGUGCAGUAUGGAGUUUUUGCAGCAUAUCAUGUAGCUUUGGAGACGUCGUUUCUUGCUGAUGAAGGAGCCUCUUUGCCAGAACUUCCUUUGCAAUCUCCCAUUACUGUGGGACUUCCAGAUAAACCAUCAACCAUUGACCGGUCUAUCUCGACAGUGCCCGGUUUCUCUGCUAAUAAUGAUCAGGCUCUCGGACCUCAAUCUGAAGGUGAACCUCAAAGGUCAAUUAGCCUGCCUUCUCCGAAACCUGCCAGGAUGACCAACAAUUUUAUUGACAAGAUGGGGUCAGAAGAUUACUCUAACUUGACUGCUGCAGCUGUUUCCGAGUCCAUCAAGCAGGCCAUCACAUGUUCUCAACAAGUUCUCUCUAAAGCUUCCUUUAGUGAGGACAGUCAUUCAGGAGAUCAAUCCCGUGCUAACGGUUUUGUACUUUCAGAUGCCGACGAACAGGGAUUUCGUAAUGCCAAUAAUAUGCUGAACGAGUUCAAUGUACAAGAUACAAAUCAAGACAUUUCAGAUAUGUCUUCAUCACAAGUAAAUGCAAUGCCUGCAUUUGAAGAACCGGUUCCCAUGAAGGAUGAGUUUCCUCCUUCUCCCUCUGAUCACCAAAGUAUCUUGGUUACUUUAUCUUCCAGAUGUGUGUGGAAAGGGACUGUUUGCGAGAGGUCCCAUCUCUUUCGAAUAAAGUAUUAUGGAAACUUUGACAAACCAUUGGGCCGUUUUCUACGAGAUCACUUAUUUGAUCCUAGUUAUAGAUGCCGCUCUUGCGAGAUGCCUUCAGAAGCACAUGUGCAGUGUUAUACUCAUAGGCAAGGCACGCUGACAAUUUCUGUGAAGAAGCUGCCAGAAAUUCUUUUACCAGGUGAAAGGGACGGAAAGAUUUGGAUGUGGCAUCGGUGUUUGAAGUGUCCCCGGACAAAUGGUUUUCCUCCCGCAACCCGAAGAAUAGUGAUGUCAGAUGCUGCUUGGGGAUUAUCUUUUGGAAAGUUUCUCGAGCUCAGUUUUUCAAACCAUGCAGCUGCAAGUAGGGUGGCAAGCUGUGGUCAUUCUUUACACCGGGAUUGUUUGAGAUUUUACGGAUUCGGGAAAAUGGUAGCGUGCUUUCGUUACGCAUCAAUUGAUGUUCACUCAGUCUAUCUUCCUCCUCCGAAGCUUGAUUUUAACUUUGAGAAUCAGGAAUGGAUACAAAAAGAAGUGAAUGAGGUUGUUGGCCGGGCUGAGCUGUUGUUUUCAGAAGUAUUAAAUGCUCUCCGUCUUUUGGUGGAGAAAAAUUUUGGUUCGGCUUUGCCUAGUGCUGGUGCAAAAAUACCUGAGUCAAGACGGCAAAUCACAGAUUUAGAAGGAACAUUGCAGAAGGAAAAGGCUGAAUUUGAGGACUCCCUGGAAAAAAUUUUGAAGAAGGAUGUGAGAAAGGGCCAGCCAGUUGUUGAUAUCUUUGAGAUUAAUAGACUGCGUAGACAACUAAUAUUUCAAUCCUAUCUGUGGGAUCAGAAACUAAUUUAUGCAUCAAGUUCAGGUAAUCUCAGUCCAGCUGAGAAAGCUGCCACCAGUUUUGCUCUGGAUGCAAUGCCUAGUGAGGACAACAUGGAUUCAAACGUUUACGUUAAAACAAUCCAAUUUUCAGCUUCUGUCGAUCUAAAUUUGGAUAAAAUAGAUGAUCGCGGUGUUACUAGGAGUGAAGUUCUCUCUGAAGCUAUUCUUCAUGAUUCUAGUGAUGACCAGAAAAAUCUAUCUGAAGUUGCUCAUAAGGAAAUCGAUACAAAUUCAAAUCCAGAAUUUGUGAAAUGUCGAUCAGUGGCUUCUUCUGGGAUAGACUUCCAUCAGGAGCCUGAUCUCUUGGAACCCAAUCUUAGCAUCCGCAGGGUCCUCUCUGAUGGGCAGUUUCCAACCGUAGCAAGUCUCUCAGACACGCUUGAUGCUGCUUGGACAGGUGAAAACCAUCCAGGUGUCGUGAUAUCCGUGGACAGUACUGUAAGAGCUUCUGAUACCCCCAUAUCAGAUUCAUCAACUGGAGUAACUGCUGAAAAAUUGGAUAUGGACAAUAAUCAUUUCGAAGAUCUCGCUGGGUCUAAAAUUGUAUCCUCUCCUUUACUGUCUUCUAGAAGUUCCGAUACUACAGAAGACAGCUUGCCAUGGUUAGGUAUCCCUUUUAUAAGCUUCUACCGCUCAUGGAACAAAAGCUUCCUCCUCGGUAACACUCAGAAACUGGAUCCACUGACUGAGUAUAACCCUGUUUACAUCUCCUCUUUCCGAGACGCAGAACUUCAAGGCGGGGCUAGAUUGCUCCUACCUUUAGGGAUAAAUGAUACCGUUAUUCCUGUGUAUGAUGAUGAGCCCACCAGCGCUAUAGCUUUUGCCUUGGCUUCCCCUGAUUAUGUAGCCCAACUCUCAGAUGAUCUUGACCGACCAAAGGACUUUGUGGAUCCCGUGGUCUCAUUGCAGUCUUAUGAUUCAGGGAAUUUUCAGUCCUUUCAUUCACUGGAUGAAAUAUCGUUGGAAUCUUAUAGAAGCCUUGGAUCUGCUGAUGAAAGUAUCUUAUCCAUGUCAGGGCUCACUCGUACCUUGUCGUCAUCGGGGGUAGAUCCUCUUUCUUACACCAAAGCUAUGCAUGCCAGAAUAUCUUUUACUGAUGAUGGACCCCUCGGAAAGGUUAAAUAUACCGUAACCUGUUACUAUGCAAAGCGUUUUGAAGCCUUGAGGCGGGUUUGCUGCCCGUCUGAGAUGGACUUCAUUAGAUCUCUUAGCCGAUGCAAGAAGUGGGGGGCCCAGGGUGGCAAGAGUAAUGUCUUUUUUGCAAAAACCUUGGACGAUAGGUUUAUCAUUAAGCAAGUGACUAAGACAGAGCUGGAAUCUUUUAUAAAAUUUGCUCCUGGAUAUUUCAAGUAUCUUUCUGAAUCCAUUGGUUCAGGGAGCCCUACCUGUCUUGCAAAGAUUCUAGGGAUUUAUCAGGUUACAUCGAAGCAUUUUAAGGGGGGAAAGGAAUCGAAAAUGGAUGUGCUCGUCAUGGAGAACCUACUUUUUGGAAGGAAUGUGAUGAGGCUGUAUGAUCUUAAGGGAUCUUCAAGGUCUCGAUAUAAUCCAGAUUCCAGUGGGAGUAAUAAGGUUUUAUUAGAUCAGAACUUGAUUGAAGCCAUGCCAACUUCUCCUAUAUUUGUUGGGAACAAGGCGAAGAGGUUAUUGGAAAGAGCAGUGUGGAAUGACACGGCGUUCCUUGCAUCAAUUGAUGUAAUGGAUUAUUCACUGCUUGUGGGAGUCGAUCAAGAGAAGCAUGAGCUGGUUCUGGGGAUUAUCGACUUCAUGAGGCAGUACACAUGGGAUAAGCACUUGGAAACGUGGGCGAAGGCAUCUGGAAUCCUUGGAGGACCCAAAAACGCUUCCCCAACAGUAAUAUCGCCGAAGCAGUACAAGAAGAGGUUUAGAAAAGCUAUGACAACCUAUUUUCUCAUGGUUCCAGAUCAAUGGUCUCCUCCCAGCAUACUCCCCAGUAAGUCCCAGACAGAUUUGUCUGAAGAGAAUUUGCAGGGUGGAGCCAGCACCACCGAGUGA
Molecule: messenger RNA, 5475 nt
Organism: Oldenlandia corymbosa var. corymbosa
Lineage: Eukaryota; Viridiplantae; Streptophyta; Magnoliopsida; Gentianales; Rubiaceae
Source: the annotation of a GenBank genome assembly